Messenger RNA from Setaria italica (foxtail millet), 1628 nucleotides. Its product is annotated as exopolygalacturonase. NCBI's taxonomy places the organism in Eukaryota, Viridiplantae, Streptophyta, Magnoliopsida, Poales, Poaceae. Gene Ontology annotation, biological process: carbohydrate metabolic process. Gene Ontology annotation, molecular function: polygalacturonase activity. The transcript is spliced from 3 exons. The record is from RefSeq and is a predicted model, not a curated record. Bases 1 to 1278 code for a protein of 425 amino acids.
AUGGCUUCCAAAAACAAUGCUCUCAGGGUGUUCCUCAUCCUGACUGUUGUAUGCGCCGUAUGUGCAGCGAAAAAGGGCGGAGCAAAGAAGGACGAAGCGGCGGCGGCAGCCCCUGCGCCGGGAGGCGCCGCUGCUCCGGAAGGCGCAGCCAAGGCGACCGGAGCCGAGGGCACCUUCGACAUCUCCAAGCUCGGCGCGACCGGUGACGGCAAGACGGACUCCACAAAGGCGCUGCAGGACGCGUGGACGUCCGCGUGCGGGGCGACCGGGAGCGCGACGGUGCUCAUCCCCAAGGGGGAUUACCUGGUCGGCCCUCUCAACUUCACCGGGCCGUGCAAGGGCGCCAUCACCAUCCAGCUCGACGGCACCCUGCUGGGCUCCAACGACCUAGCCAGGUACACAGCGAGCUGGAUCGAGGUGUGCCACGUCGAGAACAUCGUCAUCACCGGCCCGGGCACGCUCGACGGCCAGGGCACCGGCCUCUAUACCAAGAGCAAAACGGACUGCAAGGCGUUGCCCAACACACUGGUGCUGUACCACGUGACCAACGGCACUGUCUCCGGCAUCAAACUACUCAACUCCAAGUUCUUCCACAUCAACAUCGACACGUCCAAGGACAUAACCGUGAAGGACGUGAGCAUCACCGCGCCGGCGGACGCCGAGAACACGGACGGCGUCCACGUCGGGAGCUCCUCCACGGUGAGCAUCACCAACGCGACCAUCGGCACCGGCGACGACUGCGUCUCCAUCGGCCCCGGGAGCUCGGGCGUGACGGUGAGCGGCAUCGUCUGCGGCCCCGGGCAGGGCAUCAGCGUCGGCUGCCUCGGCCGCUACAAGGACGAGAAGGACGUGACCGGCGUCACGGUGCGGGACUGCGUGCUGAAGCGCACCACUAACGGCGUGCGCAUCAAGUCCUACGAGGACGCCGAGUCGGUGCUGACGGCGUCCAACCUCACCUUCGAGAACAUCAAGAUGGAGGAGGUGGCCAACCCCAUCAUCAUCGACCAGUACUACUGCCCGGAGAAGGUGUGCCCCGGCAAGCGCAGCAAUUCCUCCAUGGUCUCCGUCAAGGACGUCAAGUUCCGCAACAUCACCGGCACCUCGUCCACGCCGGAGGCCGUCAGCCUGCUCUGCUCGGAGAAGCAGCCGUGCAGCGGCGUCGAGCUCAUCGACGUCAACGUCGAGUACGCCAGCAAGAACAACAAGACCAUGGCGGUGUGCAGCAACGCCAAGGGCACCUCCAAGGGCAGCCUCGAGGCCCUGGCUUGCCUCGUCUAAUGACCGUUGCAUCGCAUGUGAUUCGAUAACAUAUUCCUGAUGGUCUAGUUCAGUACGUAGUUCUUCCGUUUGGCUUUUGGAAAUUUGAUUGUGUUUCAGCCAAGUGGACCGGCCGGGCUUCCUGUCUGAUCUGCUGCCUGCAGAAAAUAUUUACAGGAAACAGAAGACGCAGGCGCCUCCUGGCAUGGCAUCUGGGUCGUAUACUUCCCGGGUUUAGAUCGAGCAUUAUUAAUACUUAGAAUUCAGGGCGUUUUGUUGUAUCACUCCUGCCAAAUGUAGUAUUAAUUAUAUGCUAACAUAUAUCACAUCACUACCUGAUGAGGUCCUGUGAGAAAUCAGGCAUUGUAUUA